AUGGCGCCUAGCAGAUACGACCUUGGAGCUCAUGAGCUCGCCUCUAUGUUGAGUGGAAGCACUCUUCCCAUUCCCAAUCUGAAAGUCUCUCUCGCAAAUUUCCCCAAGGGUGUCAACAAAUAUAUGCAUGAGAUUCGACAAUGGGUAGAUAGACUUAUCGACGAGAAUAUUCAUGAUCGAAGAAAACGUGCUGGUGUCAAGCAUUGUGAUUUUGGAUAUCUCGCAGCUUGUUGCUAUCCUUAUUCAGAAUGGGAAGAGCUGAAGGCCUCGGCCGCAUUUCUGGUCUGGAUAUUCACAUGGGACGAUGUUAUUGAUCAUGGAGAAGACGAUACUGGCAUCAUCUCAAACGCAGAUUUGGCCCGUAUAUUUUGCGAAGAAUCACUGGAUCACAUCAAACUCAAGUUGCAGCUGGAUGAUUCUCACCAAGGAAGAGCCUCUACUCAGCCGUUACCAAGCAUGACCAUGUUUGAUCAUGUGGCUAAGCCGUUAACAGCGGCAUGGAACCACACACGAAAACAGCGUUUAUAUAAUGAAAUUGAACAUUAUGUGAACUGCUGCUUGGUUGAGCAUAUUCAGCAAGAGGAUGAUUCUAUCCCUACACAAGAAGAAUUUACAAUCAUGCGCUUCGGUACAUCAGGCAUCACCCCCGGGAUUGCUAUAUGCGAGUUCACCAGGAAUGUGUCAUUGCCGGAUGAGAUUGUUGAAUCCGCCCCCAUGAAAGUGAUUUGGAAAGAAAUCACUAGGCUUUGCAUGAUGAUCAACGAUAUCUACUCCUGCCAAAAAGAACUGCGAAGCGGCGUUAUCCAAAACAUCAUUCCCGUCAUAGCCUAUGCUAGCGGCACAGACGAUAUCAGCACAGUCACACAGGAAUUCAUGCACAUCUUUCAGGCUUCGGUAAACACCUUCGAAGAGGCCUUCCAGGUUCUCAGAGCGCUUGCUUCCCCCGACACGAAGUUAUCGGAGGAUAUCCAGAAGUACAUACAGAACUGCCAGACUAUUACAACGGGUUUACUCGAAUGGAUGUUGUCAUCGGAGCGAUAUGGCAUCACCAAGCAUUUACAAGCUGACGGCUCGGCAUUGGUGCCCCUCAUUUUUGAAAAUCCUCAGAGUCAGAAGUUGGCUGCGGUUGAAGCUUAG
Messenger RNA from Trichoderma aggressivum f. europaeum, 1137 nucleotides. RefSeq lists its product as uncharacterized. NCBI's taxonomy places the organism in Eukaryota, Fungi, Ascomycota, Sordariomycetes, Hypocreales, Hypocreaceae. The record is from RefSeq and is a predicted model, not a curated record. The transcript is spliced from 7 exons. Bases 1 to 1137 code for a protein of 378 amino acids.